AGUUGCUGUUGGCAAAUUAUGUGAUGUUUCAUUUUCUAUUUUUUAAAUAGGUUUUUACUUCAUUAUGUCUUACAAUGUAUAACGAACUGCUCCCAUAGAAAUAUUUACAGGAUACUUGUUUAUCAUAUCGUAUUGAAAAACGCUUCAAUCAUGGUUCGAACAUUCUCUGUAACCAUAAGUUUACUCUUCCUGUGUUCUCAAGUAUGGGCUUCUGAUGAGGCCAAGGCGGACACAGCUGUUUUGGUGGAUUGCAGUACCCUUCGACCUGGACAAUAUAUCUGUCCGGAUCCCAGUAUAAACCCUAUAGACCCGGAUACACAGCAGUUUAAAGGUUGUGUAAAGGGGAAGGAAAUACCAUCGGAAGGAGAGGCAGAAGUGCAGUGCAUUGCAGCUGAUGGCAUAAUUUGUAAUGAAACCAAGAAUUCUACAUUCAGAAAAAAAUUACCUUGCAAAUGGACGAAUGGCUACUCAUUAGAAAUAGCACUACUACUCUCAGUGUUUCUGGGCAUGUUUGGACUAGACCGUUUCUAUCUUGGCUACCCAGGGAUUGGCCUGGCUAAACUAUGCACAUUGGGCUUUAUGUUUCUUGGACAACUUCUGGAUAUAAUUCUUAUAGCAGCUCAGGUGGUUGGUCCUGCGGACGGUUCUGCAUAUGUUAUACCAUAUUUCGGAGCUGGUGUAUCUGUUGUCAGGAGUGACAAUGAGACGUACCUCCUACCACAGGCUGACUGGCACAACAUCACUUGACAGUGGGGUACCAUCUCCUUCGAAGUUGACGAGGACUAUGAAUGGACAUAAUACAAACCUCACUUUAUGCCAAUGAGUUUGUAACCUUGAAAUGCUACAGAAAUCAUAUGCACUAAAUAAUAAUUGUGUUCAAGUAAUACAGAUACUGAAAGUGUAACUGAUGUGGUUCCUGUAUAUGUGAACAUCUGAUGUGGAUCUUGUGAAUGAACUAUUUACUGGCAUAAUGAAUUAUAAUAACUUGUGAAUAGAUUAAGUCAUAAGUCUGAAUAAUUAUAAGUAAGGAAUAAAUGUUACUGUCGAUGUU
Molecule: messenger RNA, 1051 nt
Organism: Pectinophora gossypiella (pink bollworm)
Lineage: Eukaryota; Metazoa; Arthropoda; Insecta; Lepidoptera; Gelechiidae
Gene: bisc
Product: TM2 domain-containing protein CG10795
Exons: 4
Coding region: 151-747 (198 amino acids)
Source: RefSeq, a predicted model, not a curated record